Molecule: messenger RNA, 894 nt
Organism: Penicillium brasilianum
Lineage: Eukaryota; Fungi; Ascomycota; Eurotiomycetes; Eurotiales; Aspergillaceae
Source: the annotation of a GenBank genome assembly
GUCGCAUUUCCAUUCAAUCGCUACUUACACAUUGUAUAUCUCGCUUCCUUUUGUAUAUAUCUUCACUUUUCACUUUCUCUUUCCUCGGUAUGGUACGCGCCAAACGCCAAAACACCCAACCCCUCGAGGAUGCCUCCGUGGCCCCCGCAACCUUCACCGACGGGCUUCCACUUCCCAAAUUGAUCGCAUUCGAUCUGGACUAUACCCUGUGGCCCUUCUGGGUUGACACACACGUCAGUGCGCCCGUCAAGGCCCGCGAUAAUAACUCACGCGUUGUUGACCGAUGGGGUGAAUCAUUUGCCUUCUAUCCGGCCGUCUCAUCUAUCAUAUACGCCUGCAAGAGCCGAUCGAUUCCUUUGGCUCUCGCCUCGCGUACGCAUGCGCCCGACUUGGCUCGCGAUGUGCUCAAAGCCCUCCACAUCAUCCCUACCUUCUCAGACAACCCCGCAGCCAACAAUGCCAAAUCGAUCCGCGCUUUGGAUUAUUUCGACUUCAUCCAAAUUUUCCCAGAGAACAAGACGCAGCAUUUCUCGCGUAUCCAUCAAUCUAGUGGAGUCGCAUACGAGGAUAUGCUGUUCUUUGAUGAUGAGGCGCGGAAUCGCAAUGUUGAGACCGAAUUGGGGGUGACAUUCUAUCUUGUACGGGAUGGUAUGACCCGGGAUGAGGUCGAUAAAGGUGUUUGGGCGUGGAGGAAGCGCAAUGGGAUCAAGCAGAGGUCAGUAGUGGAUGAUGCUUGAGCUUGCUACGGUCUUGCUUUGUACAGUUUUACACGAUAUGUCGCUAUGAAGGGGAUGCUUGGGCUUGGACUAUAGGCGUUCAGUAUAUAAGAUGGUAACCAUUAGAUACCCGGGGGAAAUCAUGCGUUGCUGAACAAUAAAGAUUCUUGAAUAAUCC